This is a messenger RNA of Nylanderia fulva, 1788 nucleotides long. The record is from RefSeq and is a predicted model, not a curated record. Lineage: Eukaryota; Metazoa; Arthropoda; Insecta; Hymenoptera; Formicidae.
AUGUGGGUACCAGGGUCUGAUCCGAACCGCAGCUGUCCACUCUGCAAAAGGGAUCACUUCAUUGCUUAUUGUGAGCAGUACAAGAAGAAGACGGUUAGCGAGAAACGGGAGGCCAUCAACACUCACCAGCGGUGCUGGAACUGCCUGGGUCGUCAUCUGCUAGCCGACUGUAAGUCGCACAAGGCGUGCGCCACAUGCUCCGGCCGGCAUCACACGACGUUGCACGACGCCUUUGUGGCUGUGGCCUUACCUGUGACUGCCUCCUCAUCUUCGACGACGACGGUCCACGUCGCGAGGCGACCACCCCGGGAGUGUGGACCGGCGCUUCUGGCAACUGCCCGUGUAUUCGUGGCCGACCGCGUGGGCACUCGGCAUGCGGUCCGCGCGCUGAUCGACCCGGGCUCAGAAACCUCGCUGAUAGCGGAAUCCUUAGCGCAACGACUUCGGCUCCCGCGGACCCCAUCGUCAGUGGCCAUCUUUGGAGUGGGAGGCAUCCAAACGGGCGUCACCCACGGACGAAUCACCGCCACCGUUUCCUCUCGCGAUGGACACUUUGCGCUCGCCGUCUCGCCGCUCGUCUUCCCACGACUCACGGUGUACGGCGGAACCUCGGAGGGCGAGGCCCGUUCCUGGCCCCACCUCGACGGCCUCGAGCUUGCAGACCCGGAGUUCCACCGCCGGGAUGCUGUGGAGUUGCUGCUUGGCGCCGAUGUCUAUCUGGACCUCGCUCUGCCGGAGGGCUUUCGCCGAGGAGGACCGCGCGAGCCCGGUGCCCUGUUGACUCGCUUUGGCUGGGUGCUGCUGGGCGUCGUUGGAGCCGGUCACGUCGCGACCCCCGUGUCGUCUCUCCAAUGCUCCACGGGUGACGAUCUGGUAGCCCUCGUACGCCGCUUCUGGGAGACCGAAGAACCUCCUCGGGCCGCCUUGCCGCUGACCGCUGACGAACAGGAGUGCGAAGAUCAUUUUGUGCGCACCCACGUGCGACUUGAGGACGGUCGCUAUCAGGUACGACUACCGUUCCGUACGGGGCUGCCGGACCUCAGCUCCACGCGCCGCACCGCGUCACGGCUCCUCGACGUCAUGAGGCGUCGGUUCAUUCACGAUCGCGAAUUCGGUGGACUGUAUCGCGACUUCAUGAACGAGUACCUGACACUCGGACACAUGUCGCCUGUCUCAGCCGCGUCGCCCUCACCAGGUUCCAGAAUCUGCUUCCUGCCUCACCACGGGGUGCUACGGAGCUCAAGCACGACGUCCAAGAUCCGGGUGGUGUUCAACGGCUCGGCGCGUACUGGCGGCGGGUCGUCACUGAACAACAGUCUGCUCACCGGACGUAACUUGCUGCCGUCGCUAGCCGACACCUUGACUCGCUGGCGGCGACACCGCUAUGUCUUUGUCGCCGACAUCAAGAUGAUGUAUCGUCAGAUACAGCUGCACCGCGACGACCGGGACUUGCAGCGGAUCCUGUGGACAGAGGGAGACGAGGUCAAGGAAUUCCAGCUGAAUACCGUGACGUACGGCCUAGCGAGCGCACCGUACCUCGCCAUCCGCGUGCUCCAUCAACUCGCGAUCGACGAGGUUGGUCGCUUUCCGCUGGGCGCCGAUGUACUGCGGCAGAUGUCUACAUGGACGAUGUACUCACCGGAGCCGCCACCCUGGAUGCAGCGGGCGACCUCCUGGAUCAGGUGGCCGCGCUCUGUACGGCGGGCGGCUUCCCGCUUAGGAAGUGGGCUGCCAACGACGAUCGCCUUCUGGAAAAAAUCCCGCUCGCACAUCGCUUGGACGUCAUGA